Molecule: messenger RNA, 609 nt
Organism: Emiliania huxleyi CCMP1516
Lineage: Eukaryota; Haptophyta; Isochrysidales; Noelaerhabdaceae
Exons: 3
Coding region: 1-609 (202 amino acids)
Source: RefSeq, a predicted model, not a curated record
AUGCACCGCGUCGUCUGCGAGAUGCGCCGUCACUCCCACCACCUCAGAAACUUGGGUACGAUCCCUGAGAUCACCGUUGACGGCGACAGUGGCGAUGUCUGCGGCGAGUCCGAUGAGAACUACGCCGCCGACGCGCCCCGCCCCACGCCUUCUGGCGGCUCCGAAGACGCCUGUGCGCCCGUGGUCGCAGACUCUGCCGAUGGCGGUCCGGCGCGCGUGCUGGUGUUGGGCGAGAGGGGCGUCGGCGGCAGUGCCCUCGUGGAGGCGCUUCGCACCAUCGCCGCCGCCGAAGGCAUCGACCUCCCGAUCGAGCGCCACGUCGAUGACCACUUGCGCGCAGACGGACAGGGGGCGGCGAUCGUGAUCCACGCGCUGGCGGAGGCGCACCCCUUCAUCGCGGUGUCGGUCGAGAAGCAAACCAACGUGGCGCUCUUGUGGGGCAUGGUGCGAGCCGCUUUGGCCGCACCGCCGUCUCCACCACCCCCGUCAAUCGACGGGAGCGGGGCACCAUUGCCAGGCAAACUCUGCGCCCCUCUUGCCGAAGACAGCAUGCUCUCAUUCACUCUGCGGACAGAGACGGCUUCGCUUCACCUUUCUCGUGGGCGCUGA